GGGUUUCCGCACUGUGCUUUUUCCUGGAUGCUACGAAAACAAUAUAAGGGAGGGUUGAAUCGUGUAACAGACCGCCCCAUAUAAACAAGUAACUGUUAUGUCUAUUGUGACUGUUCAACAGACAUAGGUAAACGAAAUCUGUCGUUUUACUACGACAGUUUUGAAAACUAGCUAGCUAGUCUUUGUAAUAGCCAAAUAAUCAAUUGAAAUGGAGCGGUGGAAAGGCAGAGUAGCUCUCGUGACUGGAGCCUCGGUCGGGAUUGGAGCGGCUGUUGCACGGGCACUUGUCCAACACGGCAUGAAGGUUGUGGGAUGUGCCAGGAAUGUUGACAAGAUAGAGAAGCUGGCAGCAGAGUGCCAGAGUGCGGGCUACAACGGUACGCUGAUCCCCUAUAAGUGUGACCUGUCCUGUGAGGAAGACAUCCUGUCCAUGUUCUCUGCCAUCAAGACGCUGCACCAGGGGGUGGACGUGUGUAUCAACAAUGCAGGCCUGGCCCACAAUGAACCCCUGCUCAGUGGCAAGACAGACAGCUGGAGGAACAUGAUCGACGUGAAUGUCCUUGCCUUGUCUAUUUGUACACGUGAGGCCUACCAGUCAAUGAAAGAGCGGAAUGUGGACGAUGGCCACAUCAUCAAUAUUAACAGUAUGGGGGGACAUAGAAUGGUACCUAGUGCAGAUGAACAUUUCUACUGUGCCACAAAAUAUGCUGUGACUGCUCUAACCGAGGGGCUGCGGCAAGAGCUACGGGAAGCAAAGACCCACAUCAGAGCCACGUGUAUAUCCCCUGGAAUAGUGGAGACUGAGUUUGCCUUCCGGCACCACAACAGCGAUCCAGAGAAAGCAGCUGCUGUGUAUGAGAGUAUAAAAUGUUUGAAAGCACAAGACAUAGCCAGUGCAGUCACAUACAUUCUGGGCGCCCCGCCUCAUGUCCAGAUCGGAGAUGUGCAGAUGAGGCCGGUGGAACAGAUGUCAUAGUGACAGAGCAGGAAGUUAAGCUACUGGAGGAGCCGAUAGAGCCAGGCAGCAAGCGCCAUUGUGACGACUCCUUAGCGACCUCUGCUGGGCAACGACAAAUACAAACAAACUAGUGUUCAACUGGAUUUGGACUGAAGGGAUCGGUUUGAGGAGGUGUGGAGGAGGCUGUGUGUGGUGGAGUGAUAUCUGGGCUGGAGAUUAGAGGAUGGGCAGGUACUCUUAACCACUACUGAAUUACUGUGAGGGCUGCUACAACAUGGGCUUUGGUGUAUUGCUCUAGCAGCCUUGUUUCAAAAUUAAGCCACAUCAAACUUAGGAGAAGAGAAGAG
Molecule: messenger RNA, 1305 nt
Organism: Oncorhynchus tshawytscha (Chinook salmon)
Lineage: Eukaryota; Metazoa; Chordata; Actinopteri; Salmoniformes; Salmonidae
Product: dehydrogenase/reductase SDR family member 11
Exons: 7
Coding region: 209-976 (255 amino acids)
Source: RefSeq, a predicted model, not a curated record